AUGACGGGGAAAACGGGGGAAGCGCUGAGCAAGCCCAAAUCUGAGACAGUAGCCAAGAGUACCUCGGGGGGCGCCCCGGCCAGGUGCACAGGGUUCGGCAUCCAGGAGAUCCUGGGCUUGAACAAGGAGCCCCCGAGCUCCCACCCGCGAGCUGCCCUCGACGGCCUGGCCCCUGGGCACUUGCUGGCUGCGCGCUCCGUGCUCAGCCCUGCAGGAGUGGGCAGCAUGGGGCUGCUGGGGCCCGGAGGGCUUCCCGGCUUCUACGCGCAGCCCACCUUCCUGGAAGUGCUGUCCGACCCUCAGAGCGUCCACUUACAGCCACUGGGCAGAGCGUCGGGGCCGCUGGACAACAGCCAGACGGCCAGCUCGGAUUCUGAAGAUGUUUCCUCCAGUGACCGAAAAAUGUCCAAAUCGGCUCUAAACCAGACUAAGAAACGGAAGAAGCGGCGACACAGGACAAUCUUUACUUCCUACCAGCUAGAGGAGCUGGAGAAGGCAUUCAAUGAGGCCCACUACCCAGAUGUCUAUGCCCGGGAGAUGCUGGCCAUGAAAACGGAGCUGCCUGAAGACAGGAUACAGGUCUGGUUCCAGAACCGCAGAGCCAAGUGGAGGAAGCGAGAGAAGUGCUGGGGACGGAGCAGUGUUAUGGCAGAGUAUGGGCUCUACGGGGCCAUGGUGCGACACUCCAUCCCCCUGCCAGAGUCCAUCCUCAAGUCUGCCAAGGAUGGCAUCAUGGACUCCUGUGCCCCGUGGCUACUGGGGAUGCACAAAAAGUCACUGGAGGCAGCAGCCGAGUCGGGGAGGAAGCCAGAGGUGGAACGCCAGGCCCUGCCCAAGCUUGACAAGAUGGAGCAGGAAGAGCGGGGCCCCGACGCCCAGGCAGCCAUCUCCCAGGAGGAACUAAGGGAGAACAGCAUCGCAGCGCUCCGAGCCAAAGCUCAGGAGCACAGCACCAAAGUGCUGGGGACUGUGUCUGGGCCAGACAGCCUGGCCCGGAAUGCAGAGGAGGCAGAGGAGGAAGAGGCCGUGGAAGAAGACAGGCCGGCCGAGAAGCUGAGUCCAUCACAACUUGAGGACAUGGCUUAGGUCAAGGGGCGCUCAGGCACCCAAGACUGUGUUCCUCUUGGCCCCUGUGGUGCGGGGAGGUUCUCUGCCACCCUCACCUGCCCCACAGGCCCUCGAUUACCCCCAUUGACUCCAGGCACAGGUCAUUUCUGGCCUCAGCUUUGGACCCUGCUGAGACCUCCUGAUGUAGUCCUGACUCUCCAGCACCCUCCUCAUCCCAACAUCCCUGCCUCAGAAGCCCACUUGCUGCCCCGGCCAUCCCCUCAAGCCCCUUUCUCUCAAUCUCUUGGCAACUCUUGCUGUCCAAAUCCACCCCUUGCUCUGUUCUCUGGCUCUGAAGGGCCCCCUUCCCAGCUCCGCACCUCUUUGGAUUCUGCUCGGCACAUGCCUAAAGUCCAUCGCUGCCAACGCAUAGCCUGCCAGACAGCCGUGACAUGGAUUGAGUAUCUGCAUUUCAGCUCCAAUGUCCUGAGCACCCCAAUCCUCAUCAAAUCUUCCCUCAGCCUGUUCCUUCUGGGGGACCUGGGCCUGGGUUUCUGCUGCGUAGAAAAUAUACUGCCCCGCAGGCCCACGCACACUACCUCUACGUCCUCCAUCUCUCCCUCCAAUGCUACCCACCUUCCAGACUGAACUUGGGAAGUCUCAGCCUGAGCCUUUGAGCCACCCUCAGGAACCCGCCUUCUCCAUGCCCAACCUGCCCCAUGGGUUCCUCCUCAUCACAGGUGCCAACAGCACAUGUGCCCAUGUAUAAGACCUUUACUGGGUCCAGGUCCUAUGCCCUGCAGGGAGGAGGCCCGUCUCAUAAAUAUUGUGGCUCACUGCAUUAUUGGGGAGCCCAGGUCCCCUACCAGAGUCCUUGGAUCCUGUACCUGUAUUUCUGAAGCAUUCCAACUUUCCCCAUAUACUGCCAUGACCUUGACCUGCUGUGCAAAGCAUCCUUUGCCUAGGGCUUCUAGCAAACUACUCCAAGCAUUGCCUGCUUGGAGAAAAGCAGUGAAGCUAGGAAACCACAGAUCUGGCCUCAACUUGACCCAGGCCAUCCCUAAGCCUGGAAUGGCACUGAGCCAUAAAUAUGCAUCAUGGAUGGGUCGCAAGAAAGGAAGGGGAAAAGGUUCAAAGGAAAGCAAAACAGGAGCCAGUGUUAAGCCAGAUAAAGCUGCAAGCCCUCAUACCAUGCCAGGUGUAUGCUGGGAAGUAUGUCAACUAGAAUAAGACAGACCCAGGAGCCAUGUUGAAAUAAGGGACUAGGGCUCCCUUCUGCUGAGGAGUAGGCCUAUCAGUACCUAUGGCCUCUCUGCAGCUGCUCCUUCCACUCUGCCCUUUCACUUUUGCAUGAGCAAUGGGAACACAGCUCGGUGGAGCCCACUGGACCAUACUCCCAGGCCAGGCAUGAGCCCUCUCACCCCAUGACAUUUUUUUUCUACUUCCCCACCCAUCAUGGCGGGGGAUACUUGCAAGAGAAAGGCCUGAGACACUGAGUUGCAAUUUUAAUUCUCUAUCGAAAGUUGAUUUCUUCAUCCCAUUUAUGGAAACACCCUUCCCCA
Molecule: messenger RNA, 2609 nt
Organism: Marmota monax (woodchuck)
Lineage: Eukaryota; Metazoa; Chordata; Mammalia; Rodentia; Sciuridae
Gene: Vsx2
Product: visual system homeobox 2
Exons: 5
Coding region: 1-1086 (361 amino acids)
Biological process (GO): regulation of transcription by RNA polymerase II
Cellular component (GO): nucleus
Molecular function (GO): sequence-specific double-stranded DNA binding; DNA-binding transcription factor activity, RNA polymerase II-specific
Source: RefSeq, a predicted model, not a curated record